Molecule: messenger RNA, 1800 nt
Organism: Striga asiatica
Lineage: Eukaryota; Viridiplantae; Streptophyta; Magnoliopsida; Lamiales; Orobanchaceae
Source: the annotation of a GenBank genome assembly
AUGCUAUAUAAGGCCCAAAAUCCCAUAAACCAAUAAAUUCAAAUUCACUCACAGCUGUAACGUCACCUCUGAGUCUUUUGACUCUUCCAAGAGAAAAAUUAGAAAAGGAAAAACCACAAACCAGAGAAUACACAGAAAAUAUCUCCUUAUCUCUUUCAUAGCUCCUUGUCGUAUUCUUCCAGAUUUUGAACUCCAGCCAUGGCCGAGAAGACGGUGGCGAGGGCCGACAGCCAUAUUUCCGACGGUUCGCCUAAGAAACCACUCAUCGAUAAGCCCAAGAAAAACAUGUACGCUCUGCUAAUCUCAGUAAUGGCGUCGAUGACCUCCAUCCUUCUCGGAUAUGAUACCGGGGUUAUGAGUGGGGCGACGCUCUACAUCCAGCGGGACCUGAAGGUCACGGACGAGCAGAUCGAGAUUCUGGUGGGUACAAUCAACAUCUACUCGCUGCUGGGGUCCGCCAUAGCCGGCCGGACCUCCGAUUGGCUCGGCCGCCGGGUAACCAUCGUGAUUGCGUCGGUGAUAUUUUUUGCCGGGGCCGCUAUCAUGGGGUUUGCGAACAACUAUUGGGUGCUGAUGGGUGGCCGGUUCGUGGCGGGGCUUGGCGUUGGCUAUGCGCUGAUGAUUGCGCCGGUGUACGCCGCUGAGGUAGCUCCGGCUUCUUCCCGUGGCUUUCUCACCUCCUUCCCUGAGGUUUUCAUCAAUUUCGGAGUCCUCCUCGGUUACCUCUCAAACUACGUGUUCGCCAAGUUCCCCCUCAAGCUCGGCUGGCGCCUGAUGCUCGGCGUGGGCGCCAUCCCCGCCAUCUUCAUCGGUUUCGCCGUCUUAGUAAUGCCCGAGUCCCCACGCUGGCUGGUAAUGCAGGGCCGUCUAGCCGAAGCCCGACGCGUCCUUGAACGCACUUCCGACUCCGACGAGGAAGCCCACCUCCGCCUCUGCGACAUCAAAGAAGCCGCCGGCAUCUCCCAAGACUCGGACGACUUCGUCCCCGUCCUCCAACGCCAUGGCAGCGACAGCGGCCAGGGCGUGUGGCGCGAGCUCUUCCUCACCCCAACAAAACCCGUCCUCCACAUCACCAUCUGCGCCCUCGGCCUCCAAUUCUUCCAGCAGGCCAGCGGCAUCGACGCAGUCGUCAUGUACAGCCCUCGAAUCUACGCCAAGGCCGGCAUCACUAGCGACGACAAGCAGCUCCUCGCCACCAUAGCCGUCGGAGUCUGCAAGACCGUCUUCAUCCUCGUCACCACUUUCAUGGUCGACCGAAUCGGACGUCGAGUCCUCCUCCUCACGAGCUGCGGAGGACUCACGCUCUCGAUGCUGACGCUCGGUGUCGGCCUCACAGUUAUCGAGAGGUACGGAACGGAGAAUCUUGGAUGGGUCGUGAUUGUGUGCGUGCUGAUGACUUACACGUCGGUGGGAUUUUUCUCGAUGGGGAUGGGGCCGAUUGCGUGGGUUUACAGCUCGGAGAUUUUUCCGUUGAGGUUGAGGGCGCAAGGGUGUGGGGUUGGGGUGGCGCUUAAUCGGGCGACGAGUGGGGUGCUUCUCAUGUCGUUUAUAUCGCUUUACAAGGCGAUCACGAUUGGAGGGACUUUUUUUCUGUUUAGUGGGAUUGCGGCUGUGACGUGGGUGUUUUACUUUACGUUGCUGCCGGAGACGAGGGGGAGGACGCUGGAGGAUAUGGAGGUGUUGUUUGGGAGUUUCUUUAAAUGGAGGACGACGAUGAAGGAGCUGCGCAGGAAGNGGUGUGUUGAUGCACGGGUUCCAGUGUAUUCUUCACGCUGGAAUGAUGAUUUUUAUCUGUCUUGA